Molecule: messenger RNA, 1025 nt
Organism: Phascolarctos cinereus (koala)
Lineage: Eukaryota; Metazoa; Chordata; Mammalia; Diprotodontia; Phascolarctidae
Gene: EIF5A
Product: eukaryotic translation initiation factor 5A
Biological process (GO): positive regulation of translational termination; positive regulation of translational elongation
Molecular function (GO): RNA binding; translation elongation factor activity; ribosome binding
Source: RefSeq, a predicted model, not a curated record
CGGCGGCGGCGGCGGCGGCGGCGGCGGCGGCGGCGUCUGCGGCGGCGGCAGCAGCAGCAGUAGGCUUGGCGGUAGCGGUUGAGCUUGCGGCGGGCGGACGGGGGUCCAGUCGGUACGUUCGCACGAGUUGGAAUAGACGUCUCUCAAAAUGGCAGAUGACCUGGACUUCGAGACGGGGGAUGCAGGGGCAUCAGCUACCUUUCCCAUGCAGUGCUCUGCCUUGCGCAAGAAUGGCUUUGUGGUGCUCAAAGGCCGGCCCUGUAAGAUAGUUGAGAUGUCCACCUCCAAGACUGGAAAGCAUGGCCAUGCCAAGGUUCAUCUGGUUGGUAUCGAUAUCUUUACUGGGAAGAAAUAUGAAGAUAUCUGCCCUUCAACCCACAACAUGGAUGUGCCCAAUAUCAAGAGAAAUGAUUUCCAGCUGAUUGGGAUUCAGGAUGGCUACCUGUCACUGCUCCAGGACAGUGGGGAGGUGAGGGAGGACCUUCGCUUACCUGAGGGUGACCUUGGCAAGGAGAUUGAGCAGAAGUAUGAUUGUGGAGAAGAGAUCCUGAUAACGGUGCUGUCAGCCAUGACAGAGGAAGCAGCUGUUGCAAUCAAGGCCAUGGCAAAGUAACUGGCCCUCAGGGUGGUGGUGGCUGCAGGAGCAGCAGCGAUCGGCACCUGAAGAGGCCUUCCCUCUCCUCCCCAGCCUGGUCAGGCUUUGGCCCCACCCUGGCUGGACGUCUACUCUUAUUUCUUUGAUGUUUUAUUUUGGUUUUUUUUUCUCUCAAUCCGGGGAGCUCCCCCCACCCCCACCCCUUUAGUCCAGCCCUAUCUCUCCCAACCCCUUGGACGAGAUGGGGGCAGGGCCUUGGUAAAACUGCCCCCUUCUCUCCCCCACCUCACACUACAGCCCUGGUGGGGGAGAGGGGACGGGGGCUCCUUGAGAUUUAGUUUUUUUUUCUUUUUUAUUAUUCAAUCUGGAAGCAGAAAGCUGUGGAUUCUGGCAAAAAUCCUCUGCCCUUUCUCCCUACCUAUCCUGUCUG